Bombyx mandarina (wild silkworm) is the source of this 846-nucleotide messenger RNA. RefSeq lists its product as uncharacterized. NCBI's taxonomy places the organism in Eukaryota, Metazoa, Arthropoda, Insecta, Lepidoptera, Bombycidae. The record is from RefSeq and is a predicted model, not a curated record.
AUGGAGCAUCCACUGUCACGACACGAGCGAAAAAGACAACAGGACAAUGUUAAUAAAGCUAAGGCUGUGCUCAGUGAAUCAAAAGGGAAAGGUAUAAUUGACAAGAAUACAUGGUGGUGGAAUGAGAAUGUACAAAGGGAAUUGAAAGAAAAGAAGAAUGCAUUCAAAAAGUGGCAACUAGAAAGAGGAAAUGAAUGUGAGAGGCAAGCUAGGAAGAAUGAGUAUAGAGAAUGUAAGGAAAAGGCCACUAAAGCGGUUGCUAUAGCCAGGUCUGAGCUCAGAAACAGUUGUAAAGUUCUAAUGAAAGAUGACGAAAUAAAAGAGCGCUGGAAGAUAUAUUUUGAAAAAUUAAUGAAUGAAGAGAAUGACUGGAAUAGGGUGAUUAAUAGGAAGCCAGAGAACGUCAGACUUGUGAAUGAGAUCAGACCAGACGGUAUACCAGUGGAAGUAUGGAAGAUAUUGGGAGAAGACGGAUAUAAGUGGCUGACUUUAUUCUUCAAUAAGCUGCUGCAAGAAGAAGUGAUCCCUACGGAAUGGUGCACCAGUGCACUGGUGCCCAUAUACAAAAAUAAAGGGGAUGUGCAAGACUGUGGCAGCUAUCGUGGAAUAAAGCUUAUGUCACAUAGUAUGAAAGUUUGGGAGAAAGUGAUAGAAAAGCGAUUGCGAGAUGAAAGUGAGAUCACCCAAAACCAGUUCGGGUUCAUGCCUGGUCGCGGGACAACGGACGCCACAUUUGCACUCCGCCAAAUGUGCGAAAAAUAUCGCGACGUGCCCAGGAAUCUGCAUAUGGUGUUCGUUGAUCUGGAAAAAGCGUACGACCGAGUACCUAAAGCAGUUUUGUGGUGA